GGAAAGAGCCGACCAGUUUACAGGUGAACUCACAGCUCAACACAGGCCAAAACAUCAUGACCUGUGGAACCACUGAGCAUCACGACGUCCUAAAGACCAACAUGGAACCGUUUGAGACACAAGCAACACUAAACCGGGCCACCAUGGGCAGAAUUAGGCCAAGAGUCAAACGUCACACUCGUUUUGGUCUUUUGGGGAGAAAAACCUACAGCAACAUCCGCCCCAGGUUGCGUCGGCACUUGAUUCCUCUUUUUUCCGCGUCCCGGCGCGUCUGGAGACCGUCAGCGUUCUGUGGUAACAUUACUCUGCGGUAUUCUCAGUCGGGUCCCGGCAGAAACGCGCUGGAUCGCUCCUCUGCCUCCUCCGGUCAAACUUGUGGCUCCUCCUGUCGCGUCUCUAGAGCGCGCGCCGGAGACUGGGCUUCAGUUCUUCACAGAGCUUCACGCGGCGCACUCACAUCCAGCACUUACAUACAUAGUUUGCAUUGUUUCCAUCUGUGCUCAAUUAUUGCUAAACUUUCUUUCUUUUAAAUCGUUAUUUGCCUUUUUUUAACUUCACCUGCGCGUUUCCCGACUUUAUCUGUGUUGACAUGGAAAAUAAGACCUUCCACAGAGACGCGCUCUCGAGGAUCUGAGCUGCAGUAACUCCUGCUUAAACGCGAAGAUGGGGCUCCGUGGCGCGUGCGUCCUCGGCUCCCUGCUGGUGCUGAUGAGCCUGCCUGCUGUUUCCUCCGGCCCCUGCCCCCGGUCCUGCUCCUGCCCUCAGCCCACCGAGCUGCACUGCACCUUCCGCUCCCUCCCCAGCAUCCCCACCACCGUGUCCAGACAUGUGGAACGCAUGAACCUGGGGUUCAACAGCAUUAAUGCGAUCACAGACAGGUCACUGGGUGGUCUGAGGAAGCUGGAGCUUCUGAUGGUCCAUGGAAAUAACAUCCACAGCCUACCAGAUGGGGCGUUCAAGGACCUCAUUUCACUACAGAUGUUGAAGAUUAGCUACAACAAGGUGAAGGAGAUCAACAGGAACACCUUUCUAGGACUGUGGUCUCUGGCCCGGUUACACCUGGAUCACAAUCGGCUGGAGUUCAUCCACCCGGAUGCCUUCCAGGGCCUCACGUCCCUGCGCCUGCUGCAGCUGGAAGGCAACCGGCUCCAGCAGCUGCACCCAGCCACCUUCACCACCUUCACUCUGAUGGGCUUCUUCCACACCUCAACCCUGAGACACCUCUACCUGUCGGACAAUGGACUGACAUCACUGCCCUCCGGGAUGCUGACCGCCAUGCCUCAGCUGGAGAACCUGUAUCUGCAUGGGAACCCGUGGACCUGUGAUUGCAACAUGAGGUGGCUCCAUGACUGGGAUAAAACGGCACCAGGGGUUCUGAAGUGUAAAAAGGACCGGGCCCUUCCUGGUGGCCAGCUGUGUCCUAUGUGCUCCUCUCCCAGGCACCUGCACAACAAAGAGCUCCAGGCUUUGGAAAAGCUGAUGUGCAGCAGUCCUGUCAUCAGCUCCUCCCCUGAUCGGACUCUUAAACCAGAGGAUGAUGAGAGCGAGGUCAUGGCCACUGAAGAAUUCAGAGAACCAUUUGGAAAGAUUUCCCUGGGCCUGUCUGAUGAACACGGGAAUCAGGUGGAUCUGCAGUGUAGCCUUGGCGAACCCAGAGACACCAGGACCAGCUGGGAACAAGUCAGCCAGGACCAGUUGGUUUCCAAUCUGUCUUUGUCAGUGGAUCUUAGCUGUCCCGUCGACAGAGAAAAGUAUGAGCAACUGUGGAAGCUGAUUGCAUAUUACAGCAGCGUGCCAGCCCAUCUUAAAAGGGGGAUCAUGCUGAACAAAGACCCUCAUCCGACCUACGUGUACACACAGGACUCUGACAAGGACGCCCUGUAUUACACAGGCGUCAGAGCUCACAUCACGGCCCAGCCGACGUGGCUGAUGCAGCCGCCUGCAGACCUCCAACUGAACCGACUUCAGUCAACAGCCAAGAUGGUGAAAUUAAUCCUGAGCACCGACUUUACCGAGACGUUAGAGGCAGAGCUAGUGCGGAGACAGAACAGGGCCUGGGUCAUGAUCCAGUCAGUAAACACUACUCGUCAGGCGCUGAGUGCCGUCCUGGGAAGCCCCAGUCAGAUGAGCUGUGAUGUGCACAGCUCUGGACAAGCUGUUGUGCAGUGGAGGCUUCCAGACGGCUCCAAAGUGGAGGCCCCAUACAGCAGCACAGACAAUAAGGUGUCAGUUUCCAGUGAUGGACGGCUGGUUAUUAAAUCUGUCAGCCACAGAGAUGCAGGAACGUACUACUGCAUUGCUAAGGUUCAUGGAGACCUCGCCGUCCUGCCGUUUCAUCUGACGGUGCAGGAAUCAUCCAGUCCCUCACCAGGGGAGGGAACUUCAAUUAAACCUAUUGAGAAAGUCUCAGGAAGCCCCGUCUACCUUCCCUGCACGGCAUCAGGCUCCCCUGACGCCGAGAUUAAUUGGAUUCUACCAAGCAGCAAAAUAGUCAGUUUCCAGGCCAACUCGUCCAGAGCUGUGGUCUAUUCCAAUGGCACUUUACAUAUUCCACACGCUCAGGUCCCAGACAGUGGUUAUUACAAAUGCAUUGCCAUGAACCAGCAUGGCGUGGACACACUGGCUGCAAAACUCACUGUCAUCAGAAAUAAAGGGCUAAUAAGGCCUUUGAGGAGGUUUGCAGCAGGACCCCAGUCGGCCUCAGGGGUCAACACAAAGAUUAAAGUCCCCACGCAGGAAUUAGAGGAGGCAUCAGGGGACAAUGGCGCUGCUCAGGAGGGGGCUCCAAUAAACAGCCUGGAUCCUUGGAAAAAGAGGAUGAUUGGAGGUGCCCCUGCAGGAAGGAGGGGCGUCCAUCCAUUAGCGAGGAAUGCGUGGCGGAGAAAGCCCACGGGACCUCAUGUCGAAGACAGGAAAAUUCUGGGGACCAGGAGGAGAGUUAAUAUGUCAAAGAGUAAAAUAAACCCGGAGAAAUGGGCCGACAUCCUGGCCAAGAUCCGGGACAGGAACGCUCCGAAUGCUGCGACACCGCUCCCAGUUCCACAGCCAACGACCGAGAGCAGGCUGACACAACAGGCAACACAGUCUCAGGAGACUGUUGAGGGGUCAUCAGAUGGCGUGACUGUGCCGGAGACGGAGGGCCAGGAUUACUUAACAACACAACACGCUCCAGUGUCGCCCACACAAAUAAAUACACACAGUACACAAGGCGAGGAUGCACAUGAUGAGUCCACUAGCUUCAUCGCAUAUGACAUGAGUGAGACGACAUCAAACAGUCCACACGCACACAUCUCACAUACUACAGUAGAGACACAAACGCACACAGCCCAGAAUACAAACUUGGAGCAACACAUUUCAAACGGUGCGUUUUCCCUCCCACAGUCCACAUCUGCUCCCCUACAUGCUGUCACUGUCUGGCAGGCCAACACAAACAGCGCAAGCAGCAGCAGCAGCAGCAGCACGGCGUCUUUUCUGCAAGAGAAUCGCGGCGAAAACACUGAUGUCAAAGGAGUCGAAACAGCUGACGGGCCCGAAGCAUCGGAGCGGGGUGAGAACGGGGAAAAGCUCAGCGCUGCCAGCUCAAAUCAACGCACGUCAAAUGCAGGUCAGAGUAUUCCCUCAUUCAGCCCGAAUGAGUCAGAGGCGAUCAAAGACGGGGAUGGAAAAUUUAAUGGUGAGGUCGCAACAUCGAAACCGCAGACGGAGCCAAAGGACACAGCACUUGAUUAUUCGCCGCCUCGGCCAUUUCUCACCACAGCGCUUCCAGCGACUUCACGUGCAGUCGCUGAUGCGAAGACGAGGCGCCCCGAGGGACAAUCACGCAACUCCAGGAGACGGAACGGAGGCCGGAGGAACCGGCCGAACCGAAAGAAACAAAAGCUGAGGAAAACCACACCUGCGGGCGCUCCCUUAGCAACGCUGAGGACCACUGCCCCUGCGCCGCUAAAUAUAGGAGCAUUAGAAGAUACAACGGCCAACUUCAAUACUGCCGUUCCAUUUAGCAGCGGCCAAGCGGUAUCAUCAGGCAGGCUGAGUCAUAAAGAAAGCACAGUCUCCAGGCAUGACAGCGGGGCGGCCACCAAACCCUCGCCGACACCAGAUUUUCCCCUGAGCAGCGUUCUCCCCUCGGCCAAACCGCUGCUCAGAAGCACGUCAGCAGCAGCGGCAGCGUUUCCAGCGGCCGCUCCAGGACUGGGUCACGGAAACACGAGCUCCCAAACAGCUUCAGGGAGUCCGGACACGGUCGCACCGACCGCUCGGCAUCCGCCCGUCAAAGCCGUAGAGGAGACACAAAGCGGGAGUGUUACAGGAGACAUCUCACCUGUGCCACAGUCUGAGUUUUCCUCUGGGGGGUUUCACACCGCAGCAGAAGUGCAAACAGAUGUUGAGGUCAGUCCGUCCGAGCAUCCGCACACGCCCACGGGCGAAAGGAGGCUUGCACCAACCCCGUCUGCCUCAGCCCCGGCACUGAUCAGGCAGGAGUACACUUCAGCUGACCUCAUUACGAGCGUGGUUUCAGAGGCCGAACCGGCUGUCUCAAAGAAACCUUCAAUGACUGAACAAUAUUAUAGUUCCAGUCAAACUACAAGCUCAAGCGCUGCCUCAGAAACUACAGCUGAGGGUGGUACUACUAAGAACCUCAUAGCAACCUCAUCAACAAAGCCCUCCUACACAAUUCUUGUGCUGAGAACCACCACAGAGGAGGCUCCCAGCUUUACAGUCAGCCAUAGUCCGGACCAGCAACUCAGCACCAUCAUCACCACAGCAGAACCCAGGAGAACGACCCAGUCCCCUCAGCGCGAGCAGACCUCACCGGCCGUACAGCUGAGCAGCGUCCGCACAAUCAAGCAGCCGGCCACUCCCGCCCCGACAAUUACUGCGAUCCAAACUAAUGGGUUCAGAGAGGAAGUGCUGAUGACCACUCAGGAUGUGUCCAGAACGCACCAGCUACCUGGGCGAGGAUCUGUUACCAGAGGGAAGCCAAGAAUACGUAAGAGCAAUUUCCAGAAUUUCACGGUGAAAGCAGAAACAGAUGCUCAGCUUCCCUGCAAGGCUGAAGGCCAGCCAAUGCCCUUCCUGUCAUGGACCAAAGUAGCAACUGGUGCGAGUAUUGCUCAGAACACCAGGGUGCAGAGGUUCGAAGUGCACCCAAAUGGGACGUUUAUCAUCAGGAACGCACAGCCCAUCGACGAGGGUCAGUACCUUUGCAUGGUUCAGAACCAGUUUGGUUCAGACAGGAUGCUGGUGAACCUGGUGGUUCUGUCUCAGCCUCCACGCGUGCUCCAGACUCAAACCAGAGACGUCACAGUAAAUCUAGGCGACAAAGUGGACUUGGAGUGUAAAGUGGAGGGACACCCUACGCCUAGAGUCACGUGGGUUCUCCCUAACUACAGUCACAUGACUGCUUCGCCCUUUGGUGUGUCGGCCCAGCGCCGCGUGACCGCCUUUCUCAACGGAACCCUUCGGAUCAGCCAUGCCACCUUCACGGACAGGGGGACGUAUAAGUGCAUUGGAAGAAGCGUAGCUGGAGUCGACAGCGCGUCAGUCCACCUGUCUGUCGCAGCACUGCCGCCUGUGAUCCAGCAGCCGCGGCACGAGAACAUCAGUGUUCCGGAAACUGGCACCGCCUACAUCAGCUGCUCGGCCACAGGAACCCCCAGGCCCGCGAUCCGCUGGAUCACACCUGACGGCACCCAACUCGCAGCCUCCCAGUUUGCCACUGGACGCAACUUUAUCGUCUUUCCCAAUGGGACCCUCUACAUUCGAGGGGUCGGACCGGGAAACGCCGGGAAGUACGAGUGUGCUGCCAGUAAUGCAGUGGCUUCGAGCAGGAGAACCGUGAUCUUGAGCAUAAAGAGAGAACUCUCAACUUCCAAGGCUCGUAUCACCUUAUCAUCCUCCGAGAGGACGGAUGUGACCUACGGAGGGAAGCUGCUGCUGAACUGCAUGGCAACAGGAGCCCCACACCCCCAGAUCAUCUGGAGGACUCCCUCUAAGAAGCUGGUGGAUGCGCAGUAUAGUUUUGACUCUAGGAUCAAAGUUUUCCACAAUGGCACCUUAACCAUUCACUCAGUAACCGACAAGGACAGUGGUGACUACCUGUGUGUGGCACGCAACAAGAUGGGGGAUGACUACGUUGUGCUGCGGGCCAACGUGCUGACUGGGCCAGCCAAGAUCGAGCACAAGCAGCAUCGAUCCAGACAGGAAGUGGUGUACGGGGGAGACUUGAAGGUAGACUGCGUGGCCUCGGGGCACCCCAACCCUGAGAUCAGCUGGGCCCUGCCCGACGGCACCAUGGUCGACCUCAAACAGAGGGGAGGCGCCAGUGGAGGACGCACCAGGAGGUACGUGGUCUUUGACAAUGGGACUCUGUAUUUCAACGACGUGGGUCUGCCAGAAGAAGGUGACUACACCUGCUAUGCUGAAAACCAACUGGGCAAAGAUGAGAUGAAGGUGCGAGUCAAGGUCAAAGCUGCAAGUUCCCCACCACAAAUCCAGAACAAAGACCCAAAGAUCUUGAAGGUUUUCUAUGGUGAGACUGUUAAACUAAGAUGUAGCGCGAAGGGGGAACCGACCCCGCUCACCACGUGGAUAUCACCCACCAACAGGGUGGUGUCCUCUGCCUCAGACAAAUACCAGGUCUUGGGCGAUGGAACACUGGUUGUUCAAAAGGUCCAACGCUUUGAUGGGGGUAACUACACCUGCAUAGCAAAGAACAACGCAGGACAAGACCAAACGGUCAUCAGGCUCGAGGUCCUGUUAACUCCUCCAGUGAUCAACGGCUUGAGGGGAACGGCCAAUACCAUCAAGAUCAGCGCAGCCCAGGAUCAACAGGCGCUUGUGGACUGUGUGGCGAAAGGAACCCCCACUCCUCGCAUAAUGUGGGUUUUGCCUGGAAACGUGAUCCUCCCCGCUCCAUACUACAGCAACAGAAUGACAGUUCACCCCAACGGGACCCUGGAGAUCCGGUCACCGAAGAGGACAGACUCUGGGCAAAUGGUUUGCAUUGCCCGUAAUGAAGGAGGGGAGGUCCGGCUGGUGGUGAACUUGGACGUAAAAGAUGUCAGGAGGCCACAUAUUACAGAUCCCAAAGCAGACAGUCUGUCGCUGACAGUGGGCAAGGCCAUGACAUUGAAUUGCUCCCUUGAGGAUCUAAGACUGUCUCACGUCACUUGGGUCCUGCCCAACGGCACACCUUUGCUUAGGGGGGCCAGAUCUUCCAAGUUUUUUCACCGGCCCGAUGGCUCUUUGAUCAUCACUAACCCCUCUGUUGGCGAAAGUGGGAUCUAUAGGUGCCGGGGGCAGCAUUCUGGAAGGCUUGUGGAACAAUCAAUUAACUUGUCUCCAGGUAGAAAACCAGAGAUCAGCAACAGGUACAACUCUCCUGUCAGCGUCAUGAAUGGUGAUACGCUUUUACUGCAUUGCAUGACCAGUGGUGAACCGCUCAGACUAACAUGGACCCUCCCCAGUGGGGCUGUCCUGAACAAGGCUCAGCGAGCCGGACGAUAUUCGGUACACACAAAUGGGACACUUUCAGUCCAACAAGCCUCAGUCUAUGAUCGGGGGACAUAUAACUGCAGAGCUGCAAAUGAGUACGGCAGCUCCUUGCAUUCGGUUUCUGUAGCUGUGGUCACAUACCCACCUCGAAUCACCAGCGCCCCCCCCUCGGUGACCUACGCUAAACGUGGAGUGGCCAUUCAGCUGAACUGCGUAGCCACCGGGGUCCCUAAGGUGGAGCUGGCCUGGGAAACGCCCGACAAGACCCGUCUGGCUGUCAGCGCGCAGCCACGCAUCUUUGGAAACAAGUACCUCCAUCCUCAAGGCUCCCUCAUCAUCCAGAACCCGACACAGAGAGAUGCAGGCGUCUACCGGUGCACAGCCAGGAAUGCGGUGGGCAUAGACUCCAAAACUACAUUCCUCAAUGUGUUCUGAUGAACUGAUAAAUGAUUACAAUCUUUGCUAUAGACAGUGUGUUGACGAUUCACACAUGGACUGUGCUGCCCCUUUUGACAGUGAGGUAAAAUGACCCCGAUCAACACUACCGGUUGUGUCCAGUACUUAAGUUCAUGACAUGGUUUAAUAUUUGGACCCAACACCAGAGUGCUGAGUUUAAACUGGACUCCUGCAGUCGACCAGCAUGUGUUAAUUAGCACAUCUUGCACUCAGCCACUGGAAAACUGCUCACGAGCGUCUAUGGAUUUAUAACUUUUUAAGUGUAUGCACUCGGUCCAAAAAUGAGAUAAUUUAUAACAUGCAGGUACAGUAACUAUUGAGUGGAGUUAUUGCACCGGGGUCUGUGAGCCAGUCUUAAGGUGCCAAGUGAGUGGGUUUAUGUUAUUUAUGGUUACUAUAUAUAGGGAUAUUAUGACUUCACUACUCCCAGUAUGGUCCCUUUCCUUUUUUUCUCUCUGUAUCAGAAGGUGCAGGUAAGCAAAUAGCACAUACGUCCCGAGUGGACGCCCCCAGGCCUGCCGUGGUGCGAUGCAGCGCCGCAUUGUGUGUAUAGUACUGUAUGCCCAAGCAACUGCCUAGGUCAAAGCGGCUUCAAUGUUUUAAUGUAAAGAGUGUCACAAGGAAGUCAUUAUUUCAUUAAAACUUUUCGAUGGUG
Molecule: messenger RNA, 8608 nt
Organism: Betta splendens (Siamese fighting fish)
Lineage: Eukaryota; Metazoa; Chordata; Actinopteri; Anabantiformes; Osphronemidae
Gene: mxra5a
Product: matrix-remodelling associated 5a
Exons: 8
Coding region: 664-7932 (2422 amino acids)
Cellular component (GO): extracellular region
Molecular function (GO): protein binding
Source: RefSeq, a predicted model, not a curated record